GUGACAUCCAUAGACAGAAAAACUGUUACUCCGUGAUUUAGACAUUGGAGAUCCUCCAUCUUGGCGUGGUUCUUUUAGGAAGAGACACAGCAUCGUGUGGAAUCAUGCCGUUUCAAAGAUUUGUGGAGACGGGACGAAUUGCCCUAGUCUCCGAUGGGCAACAUUCCGGCAAAUUGGUCAGCAUUGUGGACGUGAUCGAUCAAACAAGAGUUUUGGUUGAUGGACCAUGCACCAGUGUGCCAAGGCAAGCCCUUAGACUUAAUCAAUUACAUUUGACUAAGUUCAGAAUUAAGUUCCCAUUCACAGGAUCAACCCGUGUUGUUCGUAAGGCAUGGACUGAAUCCAAAGUUGAUGAACAAUGGGCUGAAUCUAUGUGGGCCAAGAAAAAUGAAGCCAAGGCAAAGAGAGCUCAGUUGUCCGAUUUCGAUAGAUUCAAGCUUAGGAGAGCCCGUUCUCUCAGAAAUAAGAUUAGGACUGCUGCUUUCCUCACAUUGAAAAAGACCGCAAGCAGGAAUGGUACUCUUUACGGUAAAAAGAAGAUGGCCAAGGGAGGAGAUAAACCUAUCCCAAAAAAAACUAAAACUGUAAAGAAAUAAAUUUGACUUUUAAUACCUUUAAAAAA
Molecule: messenger RNA, 622 nt
Organism: Harmonia axyridis
Lineage: Eukaryota; Metazoa; Arthropoda; Insecta; Coleoptera; Coccinellidae
Gene: RpL14
Product: 60S ribosomal protein L14
Exons: 4
Coding region: 105-596 (163 amino acids)
Biological process (GO): ribosomal large subunit biogenesis; translation
Cellular component (GO): cytosolic large ribosomal subunit; ribosome
Molecular function (GO): RNA binding; structural constituent of ribosome
Source: RefSeq, a predicted model, not a curated record